Penicillium coprophilum is the source of this 99-nucleotide messenger RNA. Its product is annotated as HAD-like domain-containing protein. The record is from RefSeq and is a predicted model, not a curated record. The coding region runs from base 1 to 99 and encodes 32 amino acids. The transcript has 2 exons. NCBI's taxonomy places the organism in Eukaryota, Fungi, Ascomycota, Eurotiomycetes, Eurotiales, Aspergillaceae.
AUGGCUUCCCCGAAGACAAACUUCCCCGCAAUUCGCGCCUGCAUUUUCGACAUGGACGGUCUCCUCAUCAACUCCGAAGACAUCAUCGCUCUGCUAUAG